Messenger RNA from Aphanomyces astaci, 342 nucleotides. RefSeq lists its product as hypothetical. The coding region runs from base 1 to 342 and encodes 113 amino acids. NCBI's taxonomy places the organism in Eukaryota, Oomycota, Saprolegniomycetes, Saprolegniales, Verrucalvaceae. The transcript is spliced from 2 exons. The record is from RefSeq and is a predicted model, not a curated record.
AUGUUCAAUUGCUACUGGCGUACGGUGGAGCGCGUGUGGACGCGCGGACUCCUCUCUGUGCUCGAUGGCGAUCGCGUCGCCAACGAAAUUCGGGAGGGAAACGUCGCCACCUUCCCGCCGACAUCGAGCGUGCCGUCAAGGCUGUCACUCUUCACGGACGGCAACUUGCGGUCCCUGGCGGCGCAAUCGGGUGUGCCCAAGACGACGCUCGUACGCCAUAUGGCUGAAGAAGGAAGGCUCAAGUCCAAGUCCAGCUACUCCAAGCCCUACCACACCGACCGAAGAAAACAAGCGAGCGCGUAUGGAACACGCAAUAUCUUUUCGUUCGCAGUCGUCGAAUAG